CCUGUACCACUAUCAGUGCUCUCAACAGGCUGAGGUUACUGGUGUGACUGGUGUGAGUGAGCGUAAAAUUCCAUUAAGAUGUGUUCUCAGUUGCAGGUGGUGCUGGUGGCUCUUUCAGUCCUCGUGUUGGUCAGUAGAGUCAGUGCAGCUCCCAGAGGAGACGUACUGACCCAGCUGCUGCAGAAUGAAGCAGAUACCAAAGAGAAUGAGGACAUUUCCCGCAUGCUGAUGCUGAAGCUGCUGUCUGAGCUGGAGGUGGCAGGUGAAAAUGAGGUGUUAUCAGGGGCAGAUGUGCGGAACGAUGUUGUGCGUCAGCUGCCCUUCUCUCAGCGGGAGCGCAAAACAGGCUGCCGCAAUUUCUUCUGGAAGACCUUCACCUCCUGCUAACCACACCGCCACUAAAACCACCACCACCAUGCAGUAUCUGCCUCACAGUUUAUUCUCUAUGUUGAAGAGCAUCGGAGAGUACCUCUGUCUUUACUGCUGUAGAUUAUAUAACUCCAGUUUUUGUACACCUGCACUGUUUGAUUACAGUAAAUGACACUGUUGUUCUGUACCUGAACACCUCCAGAUUUAAUGUUCAGGGGUUUGGCUACAGUGGGGACAAUAUGUUUAUGACUGGUUGUGUUUAGAAAAUGUCUUAUAGGAGAUGAUGUGAAGCAGCUCUAUCGAAUAAAUAUUAAAUGUUGUUAUGAUUGUCA
Molecule: messenger RNA, 701 nt
Organism: Astyanax mexicanus (Mexican tetra)
Lineage: Eukaryota; Metazoa; Chordata; Actinopteri; Characiformes; Acestrorhamphidae
Gene: sst5
Product: somatostatin 5
Exons: 2
Coding region: 79-387 (102 amino acids)
Biological process (GO): regulation of cell migration
Cellular component (GO): extracellular region
Molecular function (GO): hormone activity
Source: RefSeq, a predicted model, not a curated record